UUUUGUGAGACCUGAGGCUCUGAGUCUUUUUCCCCCAAAUCUCUCACAUUAUUUUCUCUCUCUAAGAUUGACCCACCAAUACAAUUUCUACCCUUUUCUCUCUCUACUUCACCUUCCAUUCUGUCUCUCACCACUCUUCCUCCUUCUUGGGGGGGUUAAUGUUGAGUGAAAUCGAGAUAGUCAUUAUUGAUGGUUGUUCAGAUGGAAAAGACACCUAAUUCAGCAUCAAAGGAACGUGCUCUGCAGUUAUAUAACAAGAACAUUGAGUUGGAAAAGAAGCGGCAGAAGUCUCUCCAGGCUAAGAUUCCAUCUGAUCCUAAUGCUUGGUAUCAGAUAAGAGAGAACUAUGAGGCAAUAAUUCUUGAAGAUCAUGCCUUUUCUGAACAGCAUAAUAUUGAAUUUUCCCUAUGGCAACUUCAUUACAAGCGAAUUGAGGAAUUCAGAGGACACUUCAGUGCUGCUCAAGCUUCUGUGCGAUCAUCUGCAACUAACAGCGGGAGAGCUCCUCAAGUACAAGACAGAAUAACAAAAAUCCGUGUUCAGUUUAAGGCCUUCCUAUCUGAGGCUACUGGCUUCUAUCAUGACUUGAUUCUUAAAAUUAGAGCGAAGUAUGGUCUCCCUUUAGGGCAUUUUACUGAAGAUUCAGACAGUGAUACUGUUAUGGGAACUGACACUGCUAAGUCAUCUGAUGUGAAGAAGGCACUAGUUUCUUGUCAUCGUAGUCUCAUUUAUCUAGGUGAUCUUGCACGUUACAAAGGUGUGUAUGGGGAGGGUGAAUCUAGAGUUCGUGAGUUUUCUGCAGCGUCAAGUUACUAUCUGCAAGCUGCGUCUCUUUGGCCAUCCAACGGCAAUCCACAUCAUCAGCUUGCAAUAUUGUCUACAUACUCAAGUGAUGAACUGGUGGCUGUUUACCGUUAUUUUAGAAGUUUGGCUGCUGAGAUCCCCUUUCCAACUGCAAAAGACAAUUUGGUUAUUGCAUUUGAAAAGAAUCGUCAAAACUAUAAUCAGCUGAUUGAGACAACAAAGACCAAUGGGGACAGAGAAGUUAGUGUCAAGGAGAAAUAUAAGGAAUUCUGUACCCAGUUUGUCCGGCUUCAUGGCAUUUUAUUCACUCGUACUAGCAUGGAGACAUUUGCUGCUGUUCUUUCUUCAGUAAGAGGAGUAUUUCAUGAGCUUCUUUCUUCUGGAGCAGAGGAAGAGUUGAAUUUUGGCAAAGAUGGUAUGGAGAAUGGGCUUGCCAUUUUGAGACUUGUGGCUAUCCUCAUAUUCACAGUUUAUAAUGUGAGUAAGAAGAAUGAAGGUCACUCUUAUGCUGAAAUCUUACAGCACAAUCUUCUAUGUGAUAAUGCUCGUAACGUUACUUUUGAACUUAUGAGUCUUAUCGUCGAGAGAUCUGUGCAACUUCAUGAUUCUUCAUCUAGUUUCCUUCUACCUAGCAUUCUGGUAUUUCUCGAGUGGUUAGCGUGUUAUCCAGAAUUCGCAGCUUGCACCACUAAUGAGAAAAAACCAACUGCUGCUAGAUCGUCAUUCUGGAAGCAUUGCAUAGCUUUGCUUAAUAAGCUUCUAUCCAGUCGUCUGGUUGCAGCUGAUGAUGAUGGGGAUGAAACUUGUUUUACUAACAUGACCAGGUAUGAUGAAGGGGAGACUGAAAGUCGACUUGCUUUGUCAGAGGAUUUUGAGUUGAGGGGGUUUUUGCCCAUUCUUCCUGCACAUAGUAUUCUAGAUUUUUCAAGAAAGCGGUUAAUCAGUGUUGGUGGUAGUAGUAAGGAAAAACGAACUCGAGUAAAGAGAAUCAUUGCUGCAGGCAGAGCCUUGGUUAGUGUAGCAAUGGUUGAUCACAAGUCUGUGUCCUAUGAUUCAAAGGUGAAACAAUUUGUCAUUGGAGUUCAACUGCAAGUAUCUGACAAUAGCAUGCCGAGUUCCUAUAUGGGGUUAACUGAAUCACCUUCAACUGAGCAAGUGGUUACAAUGUCAUCUGUUAAUUCUAUGACAAUGAAAGAGAAUAUUCAGCAAUUAGGCGAAGGAGAUGACGAUGAUGAAGAAAUUGUUUUUAAGCCAGCACUUGUUGAGAAGCAGAUGGAUGCCACUGGACCAACUUGGAUCUUUAAUGAGGAAUUAAAGCAGGGAAGGAGUACCCCACCUGUAUCCAGCGUGCACUAUCAACAGGCUACGUCAGAACGUAUUCCGCCAUCUGGCAAUGUUGCUGCACAAAUUUAUCCCGUGAGGGAUAUGCAUGAUUCACGAUGGCUCGUUGAACAGCAAGCUUCACUUGCAGAUGGCAUAAACAGAUUGAAGUUCAUGGAAAAUGGCCAUGUAUCGAAUUCUGAAUUGAAAGGAAGUUUGGGUAUCCUGGGUGCUGGUUCACAUUUGCCUCCCCAACCAUCUGCUAGUUUUAUGGAUACUGCUAUCUACUCAGAUUACAGAAGAGCUCCAGAAGUUAUGCACUCAUCCAAGAUGGAUUAUUCUGCAUUUCCUGAAGUGUCUACUGAUAAUAUGUCUGUAAAGCCGCCAUCUUUCUCUUCAGCAGCAUUUAAAAGUCAAGUGGGCCGUCCUGUUAGGCAUCUUGGGCCUCCACCUGGUUUUAGUCCUGUUCCAGCGAAACAUGUUAGUAUGCCUAUGUCUGGUGUGCCUGGGAGUAAUGGGUCUUUAGUAGUUGACGAUUAUAGCUGGUUGGAUGGUUAUCACAUGCCGCCCUCAGUAAGUAAUAUAGAGCCCAAUCAUGCUAGUAAUAAUGUUUUACAUGCCAACUCCCAGUUCUUAACUACUAUGAAUAGCUCAAAUGGAAAUACUGGCUUGCCAUUUCCUGGAAUGCAAGCUCCUGCUGGUCAGUUUCAAGGGGGGAACCCGAAAAACUAUCCAGAUUACCAGCCUUUCCGAAAUCUAAAUCACAACCAUGAGCAAAAGUUGCUUGAACAACAGCAUGUUAUGACUGGGAAUCACCAGUUCACUCCUCAGCCAGAGCAGUACCAAGGACAAUCCCCCUGGACUGGUCAGUAUCAUGUGUGAGAUCACUUUGGUGGUGUUUUGCGAUGUGGAUGGCCCGGAGAUUGAAUAUGAUGAAUAUCCUGUCCUGCAUUACUUUGCCAAGUGCACACCCCAGCUAUGUACUGUUCUCACUGUUUUUUGGUGUACAAGGUGAUGGGUGGUGUAAGGUGUCCAGCGAGGACUAACUGCCAAACUUAUUCUGCCGCUUCCUCUUGUGGGAGGAGUGAUUAAAAUGGCUUGUUGCAAACUAAAUUAUUUUUGUCGCCAUCUUUUCCCCUUUUGACCAUGAUAUAUCCCGGUUGAUUUGGUCACUCGAUGGAUGAUAAAUUACAUAGAAAACUGCUGUGUUUGGUCAAGCAGACAGUUGUCCAGUGUUGAUGCUUGUCAUAGUUUUCUCGUCAGUUGGCUGCUGUUACCGGAAGAUGGCUGGAACUAGUGUUCUCUUCCUGGAGUUUCUGAAACACUGAUGGUUGUGUUCUGGAGGCUUUUGUUGGGAGUUGUGAUGCAUAAUUGGAGGGUUUGUGAAGAAAACAUAUCACCUCUGAUCUUAGGGGUUGCUCAAAAUAAUCAUCAGGAAAACUGAUGAAGUUUCUUGCUUUUAUGUGUGUUUGUGUUAUUUGAAACUUAAGUAUGUUGUUUGAACCAAAAAACUUGUGUAUUUGAAUUCUGAAAACCUCCUGUUUGCUAAGCUAUAUCAAACUUUCUAUGAGAUAUGCAAUAAAACAGCUAUCUUUUGUUCUC
Messenger RNA from Chenopodium quinoa (quinoa), 3726 nucleotides. RefSeq names its product protein SMG7-like. The record is from RefSeq and is a predicted model, not a curated record. Bases 190 to 3006 code for a protein of 938 amino acids. NCBI's taxonomy places the organism in Eukaryota, Viridiplantae, Streptophyta, Magnoliopsida, Caryophyllales, Amaranthaceae. Gene Ontology annotation, biological process: nuclear-transcribed mRNA catabolic process, nonsense-mediated decay. The transcript has 8 exons. Gene Ontology annotation, cellular component: telomerase holoenzyme complex. Gene Ontology annotation, molecular function: protein binding; telomeric repeat DNA binding; telomerase RNA binding.